GAUUGGGUGGUUCUGAGGAGAGACAAAGGCGACGGCGUUCAGACGUAGUUGAGGAGCCAUUAAUUGUUUUGCAUUUCACCAAACUGCAAUUGGGGUGCAGGUGGUGGUUGUAUGAAAGAAUCGUUUCUGCGCUGUUCGAGAGAUGAUCGGCCCGGCGCUUCGGAACCGCAACUUCAGAUCUUCAAACUUGACUCCGGCAUUGACUUGCAUUGCAACGUACUUUCCUUUCUCCUUCUUUGUUCUUCGCCCACGAACUUCGAGGAGCUAAUAUUCACUAACUAGGUUAUAGAUUAUUCUGAAAAUAGACAAUGGCUUCAAAGGCAAAGAAAGUUUUAAUGCUUCAUGGAUACGCCCAAAGUGCUGCUAUCCUGAGCAAACGACUGGGUGCCGUGCGCAAAGCAUGCGGCAAAGACAUAGAUUUUGUAUUCCUUGACGCUCCGCAUGUGUUAUCACCUGCAGACAUGGCAUCAACAUUCAAUUCGCCGCAAGAGCUCGGCGCAGCCGAAGCAUCCGAAAACGACCCAGCUCUUCUUCCUCGUGCAUGGUGGCACGUAGACUCAGAGCGAAAGCGUACGGAUGGUCUCGAAGCGACUCUCGUCUAUCUAAGAGACGUUCUAAAGAAAGAUCACUAUGAGGGUGUAUUUGGUUUCAGUCAGGGAGCGUCCAUGGCGGCACUCCUUGCAGCACUCCUGGAGAGGCCUCAAGUAUUCCCUGAUUUCCUCGUAGACGGACAGCCGCCACAUCCACCUUUGACGUUCUGUGUUGCUGUCGCUGGAUUCAAACCUAUCGGUCCUCUUAGCGAAGCCAUUUUCCAGUCAUCCUAUUCGACACCAACCCUUCACGUUCUGGGUCGAAUGGAUGUGAUCGUGGUGGAAGAGCGGGCCAAGACUCUAUUAGACGUAUCAGCGAACAAGCGAGUCGAGUGGCAUGACGGAGGACACUUUGUACCAUCGAAGGCUAACUGGCGGGCAUUCUUCCGAGAUUACCUUCGGAAUCCGACCGGGGACGUGCCUUCGCCAGGUCCCGCUAGUAAUUCGCAACCUCCCUCUGGAGUUGCAACUCCCGUUACCCUCGCGUACUGAGCAAGGGAUCUUCAUAGACUGUUACAUUGCAUCUAGAAAUUCCGUGUAUAUUCAAUGUUACUAACCAAAUAGACAGGAGCGAUAGGCCUGCACUGCGAAGGAUACAAUCUAAUUGGUGAACAACAAAUCCUAG
Molecule: messenger RNA, 1215 nt
Organism: Somion occarium
Lineage: Eukaryota; Fungi; Basidiomycota; Agaricomycetes; Polyporales; Cerrenaceae
Source: the annotation of a GenBank genome assembly